GAUGACAACAUUCUCGUCACGAUUUACUGUCAUUCUGCUCAUCAUCUUUUAUUAUUGCGUGACGAUCGCAGCUUAGCAACAUUUGGAAAGCCGCGAAUGUGUGACAGCAAAUAAUUCAUACGAAACAUUUCCACCGGAUGUAACAAAUAUCCGCAACUAUUAUUACUAAUAUCAAGGACAUUUCCCAAUUUCUCUUUUUCCCCGUAGGAAUAAUUCAUUUGGGUAUUUCCUUAAAAAAUAGAUUUUUAUCAAGAAACGUUGGAUCCAUCAAAAAAGUUCAUCGUCCCAACGUUGACGUCUAUUUCUAACCUAUUUAUUAUUUUUAGCACAUCGACUGCAGUCGUACUCGCGUUAACAAGCCGAUCAUGUUGCUAAAGGAAAACGAAUUAGUAUUCCGGGAUUACGAGUGGACCAGCUGCACGAACGGCGACAGCACCAAGGUCUUGCCCAACAGUAACGUCCAAGUAGUUUCGCCAUUUUUCAGUUUGGACAACUCGGCAGCAGAGAAUCGUGACGACUACAACAGCUUCCGGUUCGGCAUUCGACUAUUAGGUAACAGCAUCAUCUUUGAUAAAUUCCAAACGGUCGUCUAUUUCUACGCCCACAAACUGGAGAACGUCGACAUAAGAGCUGUCGAGUGUCUUGUGGCCAAUGGAAGUAAAACGGAGCAGACGAUCCGCUUGCAAACCAAAUUCCCGAACACAAAAGUCAUCCGAGUGUUUAGGAGCGAAGAAUUUCAAACGUACGACCACCUUUCCGACAAGGGAAUUUCCCUCAAAUUCCGCGUUUACAUGGCCAACAACAACAACAACAUCCGGACGCAUUUGCGGUUCGAGUUGAGGGACGCCCAUUUCGGUCAAGAAAUGUGGACAGCUGCUCAAAAAGGACAAAUGACGGACUGCGAGUUUGUUGUCAGGAGCCAAAUUUUCUUGGCCCAUCGGGCGAUUGUAGCGGCCCGUUGUCCCGUUUUGGCCAAUUCACAGCGGGUCGACGAUUGCAAUCCGGAAUCGUUCAAAGCUCUGCUUUAUUUCAUCUACACCGGCUGUUUAUUACCCGGAAUGACGACCGUCGAUCGACGACAGUUUGACGAUCUUGCCAAUCAUUUUCAAUUGGCCAUCCGAUCAACGAUUGCCGAUCAAACGGAUGGAAUGACUCGACUAUUUAUGGCCAUUCAACCGAAAUUAAAGUCACGUGAUCAAUUAGCCGUGGAAAUCAGGGAAGAUCACGGAAGAGUUUCUCAGGCCGGAAGAGGUCUCUGCCUCCGAUUUGAUUACGUCAGGACAUUCCGAUCGGGCGAAUCUGUGACGCCGGAAGUGUUCCGGUUCGAUCGCAAAGGUUUUUUCGGCGUGACACUGACUGAGAAUCCGCACAAAAACGGACACAAUUACCAACUGACUUUUUCCAGUUACCACCUGGUCAGUGGCUUCAAAUUAGUCAGCGUCACUUACGACAUCAAAGAUGGCCGCUCUUCUUCUUCGACACCUUGCAACAUGACGAAAAUGUUUGAGGUGGGCGGAGGAGAUGACGAGACGUUGAAGGUUUUCCGCGAAGGAAUUUCGUUGCCCAAACAUUCCGACUCUAAUCAUUGCCCCGCCAACGUUCACGUGAAUUUCACAGUUCACCUGGCGGAAGUGGACGAUGGCUGGGGCUACCGUCUACACGAUCCCCGUCUGCCGGCUCAAUUCUGGUCAUCUGCUAAACGAGAAAUUUCAACUGAUGUUCAAUUACGUGUGGGCCGUCGCUCAUUUGCAGCUCAUCGGGCGAUCCUAUCGGCCAGGAGUUCGGUUUUCGCCGCCAUCUUGAAACGCGAUGAAUGUAACGACAGCUGGAAUAAUGAUAUUGAUGAUGGACGGUUAUCAAUCAUCGACAUUGGUGAAGAUCUGGACCCGGAUGUCUUCCAAGACUUUCUCGUCUUCGUCUAUACGGGCAGGUUGAGGACGACGGAAAACAUGGCCGAGCUGUGGGCCGCCGCCAACAAGUAUGACGUCAAGACACUGGAACGAAUCGGCGAAUCGGCCAAAGGCAGGACGGCGAUGGAGGAAUUGUGCGUCACGUUAAUGUCAAGUCUGUGAUAUUUAUUCGUGUUGUAUGAAAAUAUAAUUAAAUUUGAUUUAA
Messenger RNA from Daphnia pulex (common water flea), 2115 nucleotides. RefSeq lists its product as uncharacterized. Gene Ontology annotation, biological process: regulation of proteolysis; proteasome-mediated ubiquitin-dependent protein catabolic process. The record is from RefSeq and is a predicted model, not a curated record. Gene Ontology annotation, molecular function: ubiquitin protein ligase binding. The transcript has 2 exons. The coding region runs from base 366 to 2072 and encodes 568 amino acids. Gene Ontology annotation, cellular component: cytoplasm. Lineage: Eukaryota; Metazoa; Arthropoda; Branchiopoda; Diplostraca; Daphniidae.